AUUCUGAUUAUAUCACGGAGACUUGCUUUGAGAAAUCUGCCCCUUUUCACUGUGAGAUGGCGUCAUUAACACAUCUAGUUCUCUCCUAAGCAGCCAGCAAACAUUUAUUAUACACUAGAUAUUAUAUUGGCAUUUGAGAUGAUACAAAGGAAUAAAAUGGGGCAAUUAGCUCUAGUAAUUUGGAGGUCUCAACUUACGGAUAUUCCAAGUUCCUUUGAAACGUGUGCAGAAAAAUGUUUAUGCAAAAUUUGCCUACAUUGCAAGGGGUCCAUAGGACCCUCCCCCCAAGUCCUUGACCUCCAGGUUAAGAACUCCUAGCCUAGAAGAGGCCAAUCCCAGCACAAGUGCCAGUGUUAGAAUUGCAUAGCACUAGCUACUGUCUUAUUUAUGGGUCUACUGGUUAAAGGCUGCUUGUGUUUCGACAUCCUUCAUCUUUUAUUUAAAUGGAGCAGCAUCUUACCCUUGAAGACCUUUGGUACAAGAGAGGAAUAUAUGUUUUAAUAAGCAUUUAAUUAACCAGAUCAGACAAAUUAAGAGAAAAAUAUGGUAAAAUGAAAACACUAUUUUCCAAAAAUAUUAACAAUUAAAAUGAAGAUGCCUAAUGUUUAUAACAGAACAUUAAUUUUUUUCUGGUUCCUUUAUUUUUAAUAAAGAAAGAAAAGGAAAUAGAAUUACAAAAAAAACACCUAGAUACUACUAGCUGCCUGUCCACUUUUAUUCAAUCUAUAGUGAGUGACCUAUAGUAAAAGUGACCUAUCAGCCAAGGGUAGGGGAUGUGGACAAAAACAAAUAGAUUUAUCUUAUGAAUGAUUGCUUCCCAAUCCUUCCCCUUUUGCUACAGUGUUUUUGGAGAUUUGUAACUCUGAAAUGGUUGGCAAUAAUUUCUUCAUUUCAAAAUAUUUUUGAAAGCUCAAUAUUACUUUAACAUUAUUGAUAACAAGCCUUGAUUUUACUAAUUCAAAAAUACUUGUAGGAUGCCUGGCAUUUGCAGAACACUGUAAGGUAUUCAGCAAAGAACAGGUGCCAUUGAGGUUGCUGAAGCCUGUUUGUCUGCUUUAUGACAGCCACACCAAAAUUGAAUAAACAUUCUGAAAAAUAACCUCUCUAAAACUGGUUUUGAAUUUAGUAACCAAUAAAAGUCAUAUGCCCCACCUUAAAAAUGAUCCCAUUCUCUUUCAUUCUUUGCCUGGUAGUCAUAAUCUAGCAAUACCAUAUUAGAAUAGUGUGGUAGUAAUCAUAAUAGCUAACAUUCACUUAGCUCUUCCUAUGUGUUAUUCUAAAUAUUUUAUACUUUUUAAUCAUCCCAGCAUCUGUGUGAAUGAAGUUAUCUUAUUCCUGUUCUCCAGCUGGAGAAACUGAGGGUCAGAGUGAUUGAGUAACUUGGCCAGGGUCACAAAAUUAGUAAGAACAGAGCUGGGAUUCAAACCCAGACAGGACCAGAGCCCAAGCUUGUAACCACUUCACCGUACGACCUGUCAGCAGGAUUCUCACCCAGCUCCCCACAUGGCCCUCAUGACACAUUGAGCCUCAGUUUCCUUAUCUUUAAAACAGGGAUAAUUUAAGUUAGGCAUCUAGCCAUUGCCUACCACACUGGUACUGAAAACUGCUGUUUCUGCCGGGGGCAGUGGUGCACGCCUAUAUUCCCACCUACUUGGGAAGCUGAAGUGAGGAGGAUCACUUGACUCCAGGAGUUCCAGACCAGCCUGGACAACAUAGGAAAACUCCAUCUCCAAAAAAAAAAAAAAAAAACAAAAGUUUCUAUUGCCUGCAAAGAGAUCACAUUAUAAGAUUCUACCAUUUCUAAGGAAGAUAUCUGUAUUUGCUUCCUAGGGCUCUUGUAACAAAUCACCACAGAUUUAGCGGCUUAAAACAACAGAAGUUUGUUCUCUGAUACUCCCAAAGGCUAGAAGUCUGCAAUCAAAGUGUUGGCAGCGCUGUACUUCCUCCAAGGGCUCUAGGGAGAAUUCUUCCUCACCUCUUCCAGCUCUGGUGGCUUCAGGCAUUUUUUUUUGGCUUGUGGCUUCCUAACUCUGAUCUCGCCUGUCUUCACAGGGCCUUCUCUGUGUCUCUCUUUUAAAAACAGUUGUCCUUAGAUUUAAGGCUAAUCUGAGUAAUACAGGAUGCUCUUUUUUCAAGAUCCUUAACUUAAUUGAACUACAAAGACUCUUCUUCCAAAAAGGUCAUAUUCACUGCUUCCAAGACAUGAACAUAGGUUUUGGGCGGCUAAUAUCCGACUUACUACAAAAUCCCAAUAUAAGUAUUUUUAUGUUUUGGAAGAUUCCCUCUGGCCUUCGCCCUGACAACAAGCCAGCUUUAUUCAGAGGGAGUAAAUCAUUUUAUCUCACCACUCCUUUUCUUUGCACUGGAAGCAUGUAGGUAGCCAUAUGGCUGGGAGCAGGUGAAGGAGGAUGAACCCAACAGUAAUAUAUCCACACUAUUCUCAGGAGAAUCAGAAAUCCACUUGGCUAAAUUGUCAAUGAGAGUUUUUUCUUUUAGUAUAUCAUUGCAGUAAUUCACUUCUAAGUAUAAGAUUAUAAAAUCUAAGCGAUUUAUGUGCCUAAAGCAACAUGUUUUCACUGAAUACUCAUGAAUUUGACUAUAAACUUCUACUUUCCCUUCUCACCUCCCCUCUGUCUCUGAAACCAUCUAACCUGGAAUACAGCAGUAUAACCAACCAAGCAGGGAAAUGUCCCUUGAUUCAGGGGUUGGCAGAGAGAGCACCUUAUCAACGCUAUGCGUGUCUCUAUGGCCUGAUCCGCCUAGUUCUCCACUCUUUUCUUUUCCUUUUUUAUUUUUAUUUUUUUUUCUUUUUGAGACAGAGUCUUACUCUUUUGCCCAGGCUGAAGUGCAGUGGCAUGACCACAGCUCAGUGCAGCCUCAACAUCCUGGGCUCAAGCGAUCCUCCCACCUCAGCCCCUCAAAGUGCGAGGAUUACCACGCCCAGCCUCCACUCUUUUCUGUAAAAGCGCUAAUAAGUGAGAUGCAGAAGCAGGUCAACUGAGGGCAAUGAAAGGGCAGCAGGCUAGAUUACUACUGUCACAAAAUCACAUCUAUGAAAGUUCAAUGUUGUCAGUCACCAAAAUAAGAAAAACACUGACCUCAUCACCACAGCUUUCCAGAUAAUGUAAUAAGAAAUAAAGAAUAAGCAGAAGUGGGAGAGACAGAUAAAUAUGUUUUUUUAAAAAGUUGUAUAAACAUAUCUAUUCAAUAUUACCCAAAAAAGUGAAAAGAAAACAGACAAUUAGUAUUAGAAAACACUAUUGGAAAGGUCUUGGCUGACCAGCUCCUUAUACAACCAGAUUUGCUUUGGCAGAACUCUGAGAACAACGUACUCCUGACAGAUCAAUAUUGCAGUAACUCACCAUUUUCACCCUCAAAUUAUUCACUGGAUAAAAAUCUUCAGUUGCUGAAGAUUCAUAAAAUGUAAUAACAAUAGGUAGGGAAGAGAAAAAGGCUUAACUUUUCAUGGUCAGGCUUCUAGCUCUUAAGAAAAACAAAGGCCUUAGAAAAAACAUCAAGCAAGUCUUUCCUAAGGCAGUUAAGCAUAUCAUAGAAUUCACAGUUCCCACAAGUACUGUAGAAGAUUAAGCUAUUAGAAUUUCACUGAUGCCAGGAAUAAACCUAAAUAUGUCAGCUGUCAUCUCAAGAAGGUUCUUGGGGGUUUGGCUCUUCUGAGUUUUCCCCUUCUAUUUUGACAACCAAGAAGGGAACCCCAAUUGGGACCUCACAAUUAUUAUUUGAAGACCUUUGGGGUUAUUUGUUUACUCAGCUUUGUAUGGUACAUCGAUGUGAUUUUGCUAGACUAGUAAUGCCCCAUUCCAACUUGAGACUCUUAUUGACUUUUAAUAACUUUUUAAAAAUAUUAUUCAGACUGUUUUAAAGUUUAUUUUAAAAUUUCAGUCCUUCAUAAUUUUUAGGGUUAUUCAUUGAUUUCUUAAAAUGUUUAAUUGUGGUAAACUACACAUAUAAUUUAACAUCUUAGUCAUUUUUAAGAGUACAGUUAAGUGGUGUUAAGUAUAUUUACAUUGUUCUUCAACCAAUCUCUAGAACUUUCUCAUCUUGCAAAACUGAAACUCUAUACCCAUUAAACAAUAACUCUGUAUUUCUGCGUCUCCCCAGUCCCUGACAACCAUCAUUUUUCUGUUUCUAGGGUUUGACUACUCUAGAUACCUCAUGUAAGUGAAAUCAUACAGUUUUUGUGACUGGCUUAUUUCACUUCAACAACAAAGGCUCAUCCAUGUUGUAGCAUGUGCCAGAAUUUCCUUCUGUUCUAAAGCUGAAUAAUAUUCCAUUGUAUGUAUACACCACAUCUUAUUUUUCCAUCCAUUUGUCCAUGGACAUUUGGAUUGCUUCCAUCUUUUGACUAUUGUGAAUAAUGCUUCUGUGAAUGUGGAUACACCUUUAAUGACUUAGAAAACAACUUUUGGUGGCUUUAAUGCCAUUGUUAAUGUUGCAGUUUGUUCACUUUUUGCUUCUAAAAACAACCUGGCAGCCCUUGGCAACAAUAUAUUCAAAAGGAAAAAGCCACUCAGAAGUUAUAUAUUUUCCCUUUUCCUUCUUUAUAUAACAACAAAGUUUCUUUUCUUUUUAAAUAAAAUAGUUAUAAAGAAGCUCAUACUAAGAAAGGACAUUGUAGCUAAACCUUGACCUAGAAGCCCUACUCUCCCUUCCAGUAUUGCCAGAAAUAAGCAGGGAUACUUACCCUGUUUCUGUUAGGAAGUGAAAGGACAGCAGAAGCAAGACAAGAUAGACCAUUCCCUUGUUACAAAUUUCUCUUCCUACUCCUAAUAUCUCCUCAGCAUCAAUGUAUGUGGCACUCUUUAUUUUCUAAAUGUUUCUUCUUUUUGAUAGCCACACAAUACUGAGAUUAAUCUAAUCUGAAUUUAGUAUUUUCUAUAUUAUCAUGAGAAUUUUUGUUAAAGUCGAAUUCCAAAUUUUCUUUCCCAGCUGGAAGUUUUUCAUUCAUAAAUUCCUCUGUAGUCUAUCAGAAGAUGACCAAAAAAUAGGACUGCCUUGAAAUUGCAGUUACUCAACACAUGCCAUGUUGCACAAUGACUCCAAUUGAUAGUUGGACUAGAAAUACAUGUUUUUUAAAUUGUUUUGCUUUUGUUAGUGUUAAUACAAAUGGAAGGUAAUAAAAUUGGUUCAGGCCAGGUGUGGUGGCUCACGCCUGUAAUCCCAUCACUAUGGGAGGUCAAGGUGGAAGGAUCACUUGAAGCCAGGAGUCUGAGACCAACUUGGGCAACAAAGUACAACCUGGCCUCUACAAAACUGUUUUUUAAAAAUUAGCUGGGCAUGGUGGCAUGUGCCAAUAGUCCCAGCUACUUGGGAGGCUGAGGAAGGAGAAUAUCUUGAGCCCCGGAGUUCAAGGUUGCAAUGACUGUGGUCAUGCCACUGCACUCCAGCCUAAGUGACAGAGCGAGACCUUGUCUCAAUAAAUAAAUGCAUAAAUAAAAUAAGGUGAGUUCAGGUAGCCAUAAAACAUUCUGUUAUUGUAUAUAACACAAAACACUGUAUCAACAACAACCUGACUGAACUGUUAGUGAGACUUUUUCCUUCUAGUAUAUUAUUUCAGUAAACUUCCAAGUAUAAGAUUAUAAAAUUUAAUUAGAGUAACUUUGCUGCCUAAAGCGAUAAUGUGCUUUGACUUACAAUUGUUUGUUUCUUAUCUCUAGAGGGUCUAUAAAAUUAUCCAACUAAUGAAUGUGUAGAGAAAGUUCCUUAAUUGCCCUAUGGUUGUUCGAUUUUCUUCCCUACCUUUGAUUCAUCAUAAACUUUUAAGUUGUUUUUUUCAGCUUCCCCUAAAAACUUGGACUCCAAAUCUUCACCUCUGGUCUGACUUCUGGUAUUCACUCUGCUGUCAACAUGAGGAAUUGGUUGCCAAAGGAAGGCUGGGGAGUAUUCUAAGAUGAAAAGAAAAUUCUCCUCCAAAAGUUUAAACAAGGAUGGAAUUUUCUGUAGGGCACAGAAAACAUUGGGGUCACCCACAGAGAAUGUAGAGCAAGGUAUCUGGAAACUGAUCAGCCAAUAAACUGAGGUUAUGUCUAAUUCUUACACAGAAGCAAUAUAAGGUUUUGCCCCAUUAAUCAGAUAAACUUAAACCACAUUCAUGUGUCCGAUACAAUAAGAAAUUGCAUGUCUUUGUAUCUCUGUGAAUCUAAUUGUGCUCACAUGAAGAUGCAGCUUGUGAUUAGGCCCCCGAGACAAGAACAAUCACAUUGGUUGUGCAGUGCACAGCCCACACAACAGUAUGUGGUGGCCCUGCCCAAGAAAUAUUUCGCCAUUUGUUUACAGGUUCCAAUACCUUUCAAGUAGUGAAGCCAUGUAGCAAUCAUGGCUACAAACGUGUGUAUUUAUUUAUUUAUUUUAAGGUACUAGAUGAUUCAAUUAGCAAACAUAAAUAAGGGGUAGUUUUUUCCCCAUCAAAUAUACAAAUCACUCCAUUGUUGAAGUAACUGUUAUAUUCCACAAAGACUCUUUGAGUCUAUAAUUUAGUAAAAUCUUGCAAGUGGCUUAAAGUUUUACAAAUCUACAAGUAAUGACAAGACACUACAGUUGCUGUGAAUAUUACUAUUAUGUCUAAAGAGCUAAAACCCAUUCCAACUCUCCUUACUACAUCACUCAAACAGGCUCAGAGACAAUUAUCAAUUAUCUCAGUUUUACACAUGGAGAAACUGUGACACAAGAAGAUUUUGGAAUUUACCCAAAGACACAAAUAAAAUAAAUAAAUAGAAAGAGAGGAAAAGAGCUGCAAUAGAAUUCAAGUCUUCAAGUGUCCAGGUGUUCCCAUCCUGGAAUUUUUCCCAUUAGAACCACUUUUCUACCUACCAAUCUUAAAUUAUUACUCACCUAGAGUAAGCACUUCUAAGAGCUAUUUCAAUAGGAUUUAAAACUAAUUCAUAAGUCUUUCUUAUUCCCCUGCAGAGUCCAUGAACUUUUAACAUUAUAAGAAAGUAAAAAAGCAUUUGUUAUAUAUAUUUUUAAAAAUUUAGCACCAGCUCCCUUCCAUGCUUCAAAAAAACAGAUUGUACUGAAUUUUCACAAAACAAUCUGUCUAAAACUCAUUGCCUGAAAGCAGACAAUGAGAAUUCAGAAGCACCUUUUAUGAUCCCCACAUUGUGCUGUGGAAAUAUUAAGUACAUUCGAGUGUGCUUCCUGCCUUCAACCACCUUACAACUGAAUCGGUCAGUCAGCCAACAGGCCAGCUCACCAACCAGGCACUGGGGAUAAAAAGAUGAAUGCUGCACAUUCCCAGUACCCAAAGCCCUCAUAGUCUUGUGGGGAAACAGACUGUGCAUAACUAAAAAUGUUGCUACAAUGGUAACACAUAAAAGAGAGUAAUAAUAUUUUCCUUUGCAGGGGAGGGGUCUUCUGAGAAUGUUUCAUAGAAGAAAGAAUAUAGAAGAUAUGCCUUAAAAUAGCUUCUUUAAGCAAUAGCUUAAAAUAGGAGUUUAUCUGGCAGAGAAGGGGCACAAGAAAAUUUCAAGAAAAGAAAAGAGCAUGAAUGAAAACAUAGAAGCUUUAGAAUGAAUGGCAUUUAGCAGGAGAGUUGAGAGAUUUAACUGGAGAGGUGAAGAAAUGAAACUGUGAAGGGCUUUAAACGAAGGUUUUAUUUCAUAGGAAAUGGAGAGCCAUUGAAGGCUUUCAAGAAGAGAAAUGAAUCUGUUAAGUUUGGACAGUUAAUUCUAGCAGCAGUUUAGAAGACUGUAAGGUAAAAAAGAGACAAGUAGGUAGCUAUUUCAUUAGUGCAAGCAACAGAUGGAGAGUCCACAGCACCAUCCAACAAAAUAUUCUGCAAUGUUGAAAAUAUUCUAUAUCUUUUCUCUCCAGUAUGGUAACCACUAGCCACAUGUGGCUAUUAAACACUAGACAUUUAAAUUGUCAUGUGUGACUAGUGGCUGCCAUAUUGGACAGUACGGAGACAUCUUAGAGAAGCUAACACUUAAGCCUUAAAGUUGGAUUUUUCCAACUGCAGGUUGCAAUUAGUAGGUUAAGAAAUCAAUGUAGUAAACACAAUCAUGAUGUUUUUAAUGAAAGAAGAGAAUAACAAAAUAAGGUAGAAUUAACUAGAAUAGAUAAGAAUAAAUAUAAUGGAACAGAAUAGAAUAAAAAAUAUCAGCAUGCUCUGCAAAGUAUUCUUUUGAGAGAUGUUUGUUUCAGUUAUAUGACUCUCUCUCUCUUUCUCUCUCUCUCUCUGUGUGUGUAUGUGUGAGUGUAUACACCAUGGAUCACAAUGUAAGAUGUAUUUUUCCUCUUUAUUGUGUUUAAGAAAUUUUAAAAGCCAGUCUCUUAUGCAAGGAUAUUACUCAUCUAUGUACAUAGUUAUUGGGAAAAAUUUUCCAGAUAGGAAGUAAAGCUUCAGCAAAGUUCACUGGAGUUUAGAAUAGGGAUAACUCUGGACCUUUGAAGGCUUUCCUAAUUAAUCUUUUCUCUUUUGGAUCGGCUUCAUUGUUUAGGACAGUUGUAGAUUUACAGAAAAAUCAAGAAGACAAUACAGGGAGUUCCCAUAUACCCUGAAUCCAGUGUCCCCUUUAAAAUCUUACAUUAGUAUAACAUAUUCAUUACAAUUAAUGAACCAAUAUUGAUAUACUAGUAUUAACUAAAGUUCUUACUUUACUCAUAUGUCCUUAGUUAUUACUUAAUGUCCCUUUUCUGUUCCAGGAUUCCAUCUGGGAUACCACAUUACAAUUAGUCAUAAUGCCUCCCUUAGCCUCCUUUGGCUAUAACAAUUUUUCACAGUUUGCUUGUUUUUGAUGACCUUGGGGGUUUUGGGGAGUACUGGUCAGGUAUCUUGUAGAAUGCCCCUCUAAUGGAAUUUGUCUGAUACCUUUCUCAUGAUUAGGCUGGAUCUAUGGGUUAUUGGGAAGAAGACCACAGAGGUAAAGUGUCUUUUUUGACAUCAUAUCAUGAAGAUUAUUCAUAUCAUGAUUGUUAUCAACAUGACUAAUAAUGAUCGAUGUUGGCCUUGACCACCUGGCUGAAGCAGGGCUUAUCAGUUUUCUCCACUGUAAAGUUACUCAUUUUUAUCCCCCCUUCCAUACUGUGUUCUUUGGAAGGAAAUCGCUGUAUUUCUAAUUUUUUAAAUAAAUGAAUUACUCAGUUAAAGGAGGGCUUGUACUUGAGUAAGUCAUAUUAAGCUGUUUCCAAAGAAAGCUACUGUGAGUACAGAAAGAGUCUCUUUUUAGAUACAGCAUCUCUCUCUGCAACUGGCAGGACACUUUUAUCACUUCUCAGAUUUUCAGGUUCCAAAUAUGAAGCACAAAAAAAAAAUGAAGCUGAGUGAUUGAUGUAGAGUUCCAAAGUGAGUUGAGAAGGAGUUAACCCAAAAAUCAACUUUAGGCCCUUCUAACUGUUCAGUCCCUGAUUCUGAUGUUCUAGAAGUAAAUUUAAACCAAAAUGUACUAAGUCUUUUUUUUCCCCAGGAGAAUAGCUACCUUUAGAAUAGGAAAUUCCUUAAUGAGAAAAUCCAGUAACUUGGGGUAGUUCUUUUUUGGCAGGGGGAGGGCUACUGAUCACGUCUUCUGCAAUAUUUCCAAGGUAAAUACCACUGUACCAAAUCACCUGCUACGCCUCUUUCAUUGCAGUUACCUAACUUCCUUCCAGUCCUGUUCCCCAAAACAGAAAACAACAACAAAGAGCUCCCUGAGCAAGCCCAGCCAAUACUUUUCUUGCAAGCUCCCCUCAACUGUGUUCACAUUCCAUGACUCAUACAGCAGUGUUCGUGUUACCACAUGUGGUUUUUUUUAAUUGUUACAUUUAUUCACUUUCUUCUCCAUCCAAGCCAGAACAAAGUCCUGCCCCUGUGUAAUGAGUCAUAAGUCUCAAAUCUUCUCCCUCUCUAUCUGAGAGAGGAGAUGUAACUUCAUCUCCUUCUCCACCGCACACAAAUCUAAUGAGAGGGAAAUCACCACCCGUUGAUAAAAGAGUAGUAACAAUCAGAAAUAAGAAAUAAUCAUUUACUCUGCAUUCCCAGUUAUGAAAUAACCUUUUAGUGGACUUCCAACACAGAAACAUUCAGGCUACAGCCGGUAUUAUCACUGUCUCAGCAUGUCAGAGUCAAACUGUAUCCAGGCCACUGUACCCCUGCCUGAAGCCACAUCACAGUCUGCUUAGGAGUGCCACCUUUGAAUACACAAUCUCAUGAAAGAUCUAAGAACAUUUUUAAAGUCAUCAAGUUUAGAGGAAACUUUUCUUUUUAAAAAAGAAUAAACUACUCUCUCCUUCUUUUCCAUAUAUCGAAAGUCAUCUUUUCAAAAGCACCUAACUAAAAACAGGAGAUGCAUGGUGUGCCUGAAUAAAGACAAACUUACUGCAGCUUGAAGGAGCCAACCAUGGAUUUGAGGCGUGUGAAGGAAUAUUUCUCCUGGCUCUACUAUCAAUACCAAAUCAUUAGCUGCUGUGCUGUUUUAGAGCCCUGGGAGCGAUCUAUGUUUAACACCAUCUUACUAACCAUUAUUGCUAUGGUGGUAUACACUGCCUAUGUCUUUAUUCCAAUCCACAUUCGCCUGGCUUGGGAAUUUUUCUCAAAAAUAUGUGGAUAUCACAGUACAAUUUCUAAUUGAUCCUGUUCACAUUCAGUGAAAUGGCAUUGCAUAUUUAUAUGUUGCUUACAGCUUAUUGAUUUAGGUAACUAUUGUGUCUUCCUUCACUAUCUGACCUGAAAAGCACUCUCUUCUCUAUGCACUCUUAUAUUCUGCCUUUCUGCCUGGAGUUUGAAAUACAUGUCUCUUUAGUUUCUUUUGCACAUGCUACAUUGUGCUUUAGACCGGAGAUAAUACAGUGACUUUACCUCACAAAUCAUAUUCUGUCAACACAAAUCUAUGAAUUUAGUUUAUUUAAAAUCAGAACAAUUUCCUACAAAAUUUUUCUGGAAAAUAGACUCCUAACAGACCUACCAGAAUCAUGCUUAAAGUGCUCCCUUGACACUUAUUCUAUACUAAAGGAUAAAUUUUAAAAAAUCUUUAUAGGCUACUGUCAGAAGUAUCCUAUCCUUGUUUACGAUGUAUAAAAAGAUGUGAAUAAAUUAUAUGGACCCCCUAAGUCUUAUUUUCUAGUAAACUGAUGAUACUGGAAAUUCUUUUACUUCAAAUGCAAAAGAAUAAGCUGGAGGCAAUUAUUUCCUUUCAUACAGAGUUCAUGAAUUGUUUUAAAUGCUUCUUAAAGUCUGGCUUUAUAACCGUUUAAAAUCAACAAUGUUGAUUUUAGAUAACCAAGUAAGUAUUAUAAUACAAAAUAAUUUUAAGUGUAAGAAACUAAAGUAUAAUCAAAGUAAAUUCAGUUAUUGUAUUUGUGGUGUUGCCUUGCCUUGCAUGAUGCUGGGGGAAAAAGAGAAAAGAAAUGGUUUUCUUUUUGUACUUUCAUUCAGUGUAGAGGGAAAAAAGCAUGUAUUGGGCCACCGGAAGACAAGCUAAUAAAUAGGCUGGAAGUAAUAUUCUACCAGCAGGAACUCAACAGCUCCAGUUAAAUGCUUUGAUAUAGUGGCUCCUUUGCAGAGCCAAAACAAGAUUUAUUAAAUUUCCUUCAAACUGUUUAUCUUUAAAACAAAUAUAAGGUUUUAAUUAUACUGCUGAAGCAAAUGUGAAUGCCAAAGACUACGUUUUGCAGUUUUGCUUUCCUCCCAAUAAAUAUUAAUGUAUGUAAUUCUAGAGGGUAAAAAUGUAAAUAGGUUUGGACAAUAUUUGCACCCUUGUUUGUGUUAUGAAAAAAAUUUUUCCAAGGUGAGCUAGAGAGAAAGAUGUUUGGCAUGCCAAAUUAACUUGCAUGUUUGUUAAAAAAACAAACACAUGUUUUGAAGAGAAACCAGAUCUGAACAUGUAUUUGUUGAGUUUUGCAAAAUAAAAUUAAUUUUGUAAGUAAA
This is a messenger RNA of Homo sapiens (human), 11857 nucleotides long. RefSeq names its product serine palmitoyltransferase small subunit B (gene SPTSSB). The transcript has 2 exons. NCBI's taxonomy places the organism in Eukaryota, Metazoa, Chordata, Mammalia, Primates, Hominidae. The record is from RefSeq and is a predicted model, not a curated record. Gene Ontology annotation, molecular function: serine C-palmitoyltransferase activity. Gene Ontology annotation, cellular component: serine palmitoyltransferase complex; endoplasmic reticulum membrane. Gene Ontology annotation, biological process: sphingolipid metabolic process. Bases 10332 to 10562 code for a protein of 76 amino acids.